Molecule: messenger RNA, 3970 nt
Organism: Cucurbita pepo subsp. pepo (vegetable marrow)
Lineage: Eukaryota; Viridiplantae; Streptophyta; Magnoliopsida; Cucurbitales; Cucurbitaceae
Molecular function (GO): protein binding
Source: RefSeq, a predicted model, not a curated record
GUUCUCUCGUGGCCCAACUCCAGGCCUCCACGUUCUUCCCCCGCCCGCCCUCUCCUCCUUCUCCGCCUCCGAUCUCACAGCUUUUUCCUCUCUCACACCCUAGCGCAACCUCCAUCCUCAUCAAUCCAAUUCAACAUUCUUCUUCUUCCUCCUCUUCUUCCAUUAGAGAUUUUCAAUCAAUCUUCGUUAACUUCUAAUCUCUAACCUUCGUUCUUCAAGUUCUUCAAUGCAUUUGACACGAUUCAAAAUCAACAAGACAGUUCCUGUAGUAUUUCCCUUUUCGCGUCAGGUGGCCUGUGUGUUAUCCACCGAACCGCAUAAAGAACAUCACCAGGACCCGCCAUGGCAGCUCCAGGAUCAGUUGCUCUAUUCGGUAUCUUCUAUUCUCUCUAAUUCGUCUCUCGACUCUUCUAAAUGUAGAGCCCUCUUGCCCCAUUUGUCUCCUUUUCAGUUUGAUCAGCUCUUCUUCUCCGUUGGAUUGAAAGCCAAUCCCAAAACCUGUCUUAAUUUCUUUUACUUUGCGUCUGAUUCUUUCAAGUUUCGAUUUACCAUUCGCUCCUAUUGUUUAUUGAUUCUUUUGCUUGUUCAUUCCAAGUUUUUACCACCCGCGAGAUUGCUUCUGAUUCGUUUGAUAGACCGGAAGCUCCCGGUGUUGAAUUCGGAUUUGAAUAAGCUUCACAUUGAGAUAGCUAAUGAAUUAUUUGGUUUAACUUCAGUUGUUGGGCGGUUUGAAUGCACACAUGCAUUUGAUUUGUUGAUACAUGUAUACAGCACACAAUUCAGAAAUCUUGGCUUUAGUUACGCUGUUGAUGUGUUUUAUUUGUUUGCUCGCAACGGAAUCUUUCCGUCCUUAAAGACUUGUAACUUUUUAUUGAGCUCUUUGGUGAAGGCUAAUGAACUUGAGAAAUGCUGUGAAGUAUUUGAAGUGAUGUCCCAAGGUGUUAGUCCGGAUGUUUUCCUGUUCACGAAUGUAAUAAAUGCUUUGUGCAAAGGAGGGAAGAUGGAAAAUGCCAUGGAGUUAUUAAUGAAUAUGGAGAAGUUGGGUAUUUCUCCAAAUGUUGUUACUUAUAAUAGUAUCAUUCAUGGUUUAUGCCAGAAUGGGAGAUUAGGCGAUGCCUUUGAGCUCAAGGAGAAGAUGACAAUAGAAGGGGUAAAGCCAAGUCUUAUAACUUAUAGUGUGCUUAUUAAUGGUUUGACGAAACUGGAAAAGUUUGACAAAGCGAACGAUGUUUUAAAUGAAAUGGUUGAUGCGGGUUUUGUUCCUAAUGCAGUUGUCUACAAUACUUUAAUUGAUGGAUACUGCAAAAUGGGCAAGAUCAAUGAAGCACUUAAGAUUAGAGAUGUGAUGGUAUCCAAAAAUAUAACUCCUACUUCAGUUACUUUAUAUACUCUCUUGCAAGGAUUUUGCAAGAAUAAUCAAAUCGAGCAAGCAGAGAAUACUCUUGAGGAGAUAUUAUCACAAGGAUUUCCUAUAAACCCUGUUACCUGUUAUUCGGUUAUCCACUGGUUAUGUACGAAAUCUAGGUUCCACUAUGCAUUGCGAUUUACCAUGGUGAUGUUAUCGAAGAACUUCAGGCCUAGUGAUCAGCUGUUAACCAUAUUGGUAUGUGGGCUCUGUAAGGACGGUAAACAUCUAGAAGCAACUGAACUUUGGUUUAGGUUAUUGGAGAAAGGGUCUCCGGCAAGUACUGCAACCUCCAACGCUCUAAUUCAUGGACUUUGUGGGGCUGGUAAAAUGGCAGAGGCUGUUAGAAUACUCAAGGAGAUGUUGGAGAGGGGUUUUUCAUUGGACCGGAUCACGUACAACACGCUCAUCUUAGGUUGUUGCAAAGAGGGAAAAGUCGAGGAGUGCUUUAGACUUAAAGAAGAGAUGACCAACCAAGGAAUUCAACCAGACAUCUAUACGUGCAAUUUGCUAUUGUAUGGACUGUGCAAUGCUGGAAAAUUAGAUGAUGCUAUUAAGCUUUGGGAUGAGUUCAAAGCCAGUGGGUUAAUUUCUAAUGUCCACACUUAUGGGGUUAUGAUGGAUGUUUAUUGUAAAGCUAACAGAAUGGAAGAUGUUGAAAAAUUAUUCAAUGAGUUGGUCACUAAGAAAAUGGAGCUAAAUUCCAUUGUCUACAACAUAUUUAUCAGAGCACAUUGUCGUAAUGGAAACGUUGCUGCAGCUUUGCAACUUCGUGAUGAUAUGAAAAGCAAGGGAAUUUUUCCAACUUGUGCCACAUAUUCUUCUCUAAUACACGGCAUGUGCAACAUUGGCCGUGUUGAAGAUGCAAAACAUCUUAUUGAUGAAAUGAGAGAGGAGGGAUUGUUGCCAAAUGUUGUUUGCUAUACUGCAUUAAUUGGCGGUUAUUGUAAGCUGGGGCAAAUGGAUAUUGCCGAAGCAACUUGGCUCGAGAUGACCUCUUUUAACAUAAGGCCUAAUAAAAUUACCUAUACUGUCAUGAUUGACGGGUACUGUAAAAUAGGGAAUAUGGAAGAAGCAAAUAACCUUUUGAGCAAAAUGAAAGAAAGUGGAAUCGUCCCAGAUGUCGUUACUUACAAUGCCUUGACUAAUGGGUUCUGCAAGGGAAAGGACAUGGAUAAAGCUUUUAAAACAUGCGAUGAAAUGGCCACCGGAGGAUUGUCUUUAGAUGAAAUUACUUACACUACUCUCGUGCACGGUUGGAAUCAACCAACAAUUACGAGCCAAGACUGAUCUAAUUUCUUCCGAGUGACUGGAUACGUCAGUAUUGUUUAGCUUAUGCAUUCUGAAAUAUUGGAGGCUGUCAACCUUCUCUUGUCCAAAUGAAAGAGCCAAAGACAAAGAUCCGUCUUUAGUCUCUUGAGGCUGAUCGGGGAAGUGCUUAGCUCGUAACGUGUUGAGAACAUAAAGUGCUCUAUCAAGAUCCCCAGCAAAAAACGAUAGCAAUCAAUGUGAUAAUGAUACAGUGACAUUGGUUCUCCGACUCGAACCCAAAUGAAACUUGGCAAACGUAUUAGAUCUGUGUUGAUGCAGAUUUUGCAGGCUUGAAUCUAUAUCUCAGGAAACAAUGUCGUCAUCUGUGGGAGGUUUUCAUCGGCACAUUGGAAUCGGGCAUAGAAAUUGCUCAGUUUCAUGGAUAUAGGUAUUCGAAUCUACCCGAUUAGCGAAUCAAUUUCAGCCACAUGGAUGUUGAAUAAGCCCUUCAUUCUCUCGUCUCGGACAAAUACGCUUCUUGUUUGUAUACACCACGUCGGGAUAUGCUUCUCCACCGCCAUUGGGAAUGCUCUCCAGGACAUUCUCGUGGCCUUUAGGAUAAUAAAUUCCAGUUCGCCCAUCAAGCACCCAUGGAGUUUCCUCACCCCUCACAGGGCUCUUGUUGCUCUUCAGUUCCUUGCUUUCUGUUUCAACUCUCUCCCUCAUCAUAUCUGGUGAAGAGCUUUUUCUGUGGAAGCCCUUCCGCCCGAUCGGCCUGCGCUAAAGAAUUCAACCGAAUCAGAUAAAGAAGCAUUCUAAUCUUAGAUCAAGGAAAUUAGUUGAUGGCCGAGUUGAAGAAGGAACUUACUUGAAGAACAUGGAGUUCAUCGUCUGAGCCCCUCUCAUAAAUGCAGUGGCCAUGCCUUCCUCCCAAUGAGGUAAGUGAAGAUGGGAUGAACAAAUGGGAAUUUGGUUGUUUUGUAUAUAUAGGUGAAAAGUGAGGCUAUCCAUUUCCUCCAUCCCUAUGAAGAUUCUGAAGAAUGGGAUGAAUUUGUCCUUUUAUUUACUCCUUUUGUGCUGCCCACUCCUUGGAGUUGGUUUGUGAAAAUGAACCUUCAAAAUUCCUCUUCCCAUACUCCAUAAGCUAAAGCAUGUUAUUGGGCCUAAUGGGCUUUGCUUUCACUGAGCCUUGACUUACCUAAUGGGCCUAAUGGGCUUGAUCUGUACCUCCUGGCCCAUAAUGAAACCAUUGAUUUCAGGAGCUUUUUUAGGGUUUGAGAAAGGGAAUUUUAGUCCACUUGUUUUCGAUUGGGA